AUGCCACUUUUACAGUUCAUUUUCUGCUUCGUUCCUCCUCCGACGAUUCUGGGUGGUUGGUUGUGCUUCCUCGUCGGACUGAAAUUCUACAAACCCUUCUUCAGACGUCUCCACAAUUCCUUUGACUGCAAAAUUCUAGGAGAUUUCGCUUCAAUCUUCGGUUGUAUGGUGGGAAUUAAAGACGCCAUAACAGCCAUCACACUUGUCGCUUUGGGUACAAGUCUGCCCGAUACGUUCGCCUCGAAGAUCGCCGCUGAGAACGAUGACACAGCCGAUAACGCAGUCGGAAAUGUGACUGGAUCAAACUCUGUGAAUGUGUUCCUUGGUCUUGGCCUUCCAUGGUUGGUAGCUUCUAUCUAUUGGGCUUCAAAGGGUGAAAGCUUCGCUGUUCCUGCUGCUGACCUCGGUUUCAGGUACGUCCUAGAGCAUAUCUGA
Haemonchus placei is the source of this 435-nucleotide messenger RNA. Lineage: Eukaryota; Metazoa; Nematoda; Chromadorea; Rhabditida; Trichostrongylidae. The record is from the annotation of a GenBank genome assembly.